AUGUUUCCUCUAAGGCAGCGAAGGCCGUUAACGCAGGCUGAUAUCGAUAGAUCGAUCAGUCUACAAUCUUCUCAAAUCAGAAGAGAUUUCAACGACCGACUUUCCGGGCAAGAAAACGAAAUGAAGACCAUGAUUGAAAGUUUAAUUAAAUUAAAGAUGAAUAAAACUAAAACUCCAAGAAAAGUAAGUGACUCAGGACCAAACCAACUAAAGACUCUCAUCGAUUCUGAGAAAAAUAUAUCAGUUGAAGAUCUCAUAAUGCCAAAAACAACAGAAAUAGGAGUUACAGCAACAUCAAAAGAUAUAGAUUGUACUUUCAAAGGAAUAAUCAAAUACUCUUCUGGAGAUCAAUUAACAAAACAAAAUGAAAAGAUAGACCCCGUAGUUAAAUCUAAGCAAAGAAAAAUCAUAACAAGAGAGUUGCAAAAAGGAAAAUACCCCCGACCACUGAGCCAACACGAUGACCAUCAUCAAAUCAAAACCAGAAUGUUGAGAGAUCCUAAAAUAAUGCCUAAACAAGUAACGUUGUCAAAUCGGUUAAUAGCUCCAAAACGUCAGUUGAAUUUUGAUAACGAAUUGAUUUCCACUAAAACUUCCAUGCGUCAACGGAUAACAAAUACUAAAAGUUUAAACGUUGACCGAGCUAAGUCUCAGAAAGUUAUUAAUAAGAAAAUAAGGUGA
Molecule: messenger RNA, 681 nt
Organism: Arctia plantaginis
Lineage: Eukaryota; Metazoa; Arthropoda; Insecta; Lepidoptera; Erebidae
Source: the annotation of a GenBank genome assembly